Aspergillus glaucus CBS 516.65 is the source of this 1386-nucleotide messenger RNA. RefSeq lists its product as uncharacterized. The transcript has 2 exons. The coding region runs from base 1 to 1386 and encodes 461 amino acids. Lineage: Eukaryota; Fungi; Ascomycota; Eurotiomycetes; Eurotiales; Aspergillaceae. The record is from RefSeq and is a predicted model, not a curated record. Gene Ontology annotation, molecular function: protein binding.
AUGUCUCUCCCUCGAGCUUCAGAUUCCCUCCGCCGACUGCCACGGCUAACGUCGCAAUUCCAGCCAUCGCGGACCAUCACCGUCCCCAAUCACCAAAACACUACCACCACCAACACAAACCCCAAAUUAACACGAUCCUUCCAUUCCACGCCUCAUCCCUCCGCCGCCCGCCGCUCCCCAACCGUUCGUCGAGCCGAAGCAUCCCAAACCCGCAUUACAUCUUCGCCUCCAGUCUACAACACACCAGUGAAAGGGCCCAAGGACGGCCGCCAUCAAUUCCUCGAAACACACGGCGUGCAGUUAUGGGCAGAUGCGCAGAGGGCCGGUAUAAUCCCAAACGCAGUGGAUCAACGUGUCUUCAUGCGUGUGGGAUCUGCGCUCCUUGACAAGGCGUAUACACAGGCACCGUCGCGAGAAGCGAUUCGGGAGAUUCAUGAUGACCCCGACCUCACCUUCAACAUCGGCCAGGUCGUCUCCCUCGGUGACCCCAGGUUCCGCGAAUGGGUCGUAACGGCCUGCACCCUCGCAGAAGCCCGCUUUGCAACCAUCAUAUCCGCAACUCGAAUCCUCGACAAAGCUACAAAAGCCCCGACAUCAUCAAUUCCUUUCAACAGAAUCGAACACCUAGCCCUGCAAAUGCGCGAUCCCGUCUCCAUGACCCUACACGCACGAGUGUUGAUCUUCCGCGAACAAUACAACGAGGCGCUAGCGUUGAUGGAAGAAGUAAUGGGCGUUAUCCGUCCGGUUACUACGUCGCGACCUAGCCAGGAUAAACAUUUCCCGUUGGACAUGGCCCCGUGGCAGGUCUAUGAAGAUGUCAAUAGGAAGCUGGGGAACGACGAUGCGGCAGAUAAGGCCAUUGAAAUCGCUGCGCGGGAGUAUCAGGAUCCGCAGGCGUUGUUUACGCUUGCUGGGAGACAUAUGAAGGAUGGUGAUUUGGAGAAUUACGAGGCCUGCAUGAGCAAGGUUGCUUCUACUGGAAAUGCUGAUGCGUGUAGGAAGUUGGCCAAUUUCUACUACCUGACUUGUCUGGGUCGUUAUCCGCGACGGGGUGAGGAUGCCACACAACAGAAACAGGAACAGGAACCGCAGCAGCAGAAGAAAAAAGGCUGGGUUUCCUCCUUUUUCGGCCGCAUGCUCUCUCCAGGUGACUAUCUCAAUCUCGCGCGCGAGUGGUAUGAACUCGCAUGCACCCAUGGGAGCCACGAUGCGGCUCUGAUAAUGUCUUUGCUGCUGCGACUAGAUGGGAAGUUUGAUCUUGGAAAAAAAUAUCUCGAGAUGGCCGCGCAGAAACCGGGCCUUGCCUCUGCGAUUCGUGGGUACAGGGUUAAUUGGGAUAACAAGGAACUUACUAUGAAUGUUGACUUGAAGCGGCUUGAUGUUUAG